UGUUUGCGGCCGCUGCCGUUUGUCCCGGCGGGAGCCGCGGGAGGGGACGGGCGCGAGCGGCGGCCGCGCUGAGGAGCCACCGGCGGGACUUGAAAGACUUGGCUGCUGUUACCAAGACAACCCCUGAAACAUGGUGGAUUACUAUGAAGUUCUGGGAGUGCAGAAACAUGCCUCAGCAGAGGAUAUCAAAAAAGCGUACCGUAAAUUGGCACUAAAAUGGCACCCCGAUAAAAAUCCAGACAAUAAAGAUGAGGCGGAACGGCAAUUUAAGCAAGUAGCUGAGGCCUAUGAAGUCUUAUCAGAUGCUAAAAAACGUGACAUCUAUGACAGAUAUGGAAAAGAAGGCCUAAUAAAUGGAGGUGGAGGUGGAAAUCAUCAUGAUAAUCCAUUUGAUUUUGGAUUUACAUUCCGCAACCCAGAUGAUGUCUUCAGGGAGUUUUUUGGCGGACGGGACCCCUUUUCAUUUGACUUCUUUGAAGACCCUUUCGAGGACUUCUUUGGAGGCAGGCGGGGUCCAAGGGGAAGCAGAAACAGAGGCGGUGGAGGAUCAUUUUUCUCUGCCUUUGGUGGAUUCCCUGCUUUUGGAAGUGGUUUCUCUCCAUUUGACGCAGGUUUUACUUCAUUUGGCUCACUGGGACAUGGAGGCCUUACUUCAUCGUUCUCCUCUACGUCAUUUGGUGGCAGUGGGAUGGGAAACUUCAAAUCAGUAUCAACCUCAACUAAAAUAGUUAAUGGCAGAAAAAUUACUACAAAGAGAAUUUUUGAGAAUGGACAAGAGAGAGUAGAAGUUGAAGAAGAUGGCCAGUUAAGGUCGCUAACAAUAAAUGGUAAGGAGCAGCUGCUACGCUUGGAUAACAAGUAAUUCAACGCACGCAUUUAACAGAAAUUUUAAGCUAUAACAGCCACCAUUUGAGGAUUGACAGGAACAUUUUUUGAAGAUUUCAAACGAAUUCAACUUUCUGUAUAUCCGUAUUCAAUCUUAAGUAGUAUAAGUAGCUCACAGAAGCUCAUAUUUGUCAUAGACUUUUGAGUUAAUUGUUGGGACCACAUCAAUUGGACCAUUUUUUUGUCCUUAAAAUUGUUGUAAACUUCUGUAUGCACUUUUCUUUUCUUAUCUGUGAUCAAGGUGAACCAUGAUCCUUCAGUAGUGCUAGGGCAAGAUGUACACUAACACUAGCAUGAAUCUUGCUUUUUCCAAUUUGAAAUGUGAGCCAAUUAGUAGUUCAAGUCUGCUGUGAAGUUAACAGUUCCAGGAUAACCUUUUUAAUAAUUUCAACUUUUAUUUUUUUUUUUUUUUUUAAUGUUUAGUAGUGAACAAUGUUAAUACAUUUCUGGUAAUGCAUUUCUGGUUUAAAUAAAUUAAGGAUGUUUUCUAGUUGUGCAUGAAUGCAGACAACUUUAGUAAGUUUUGACAAAUGUUUAACUGUGUAAUGUAAGCAAAAGGUAAACAAAAGUGAAGCCAGUGAGCUGAGUCUUUUGUCAUUUGCUAAAAAAAAAAAAAAAAUCAAAAUGAAUAAAUGCUGAUGUUUGUGGUGCAUUCUUUCAUGAAUGGCAUUUGUAACCUUCCUGUGUCUGUGUGUGAUUUGGGCAACUUGGGAAAACGGUGCUUUUUUUUUUUUUUUUUCUCCUUACCAUCUUUUUCUUCAGUCUUAAGGAUGAGGGCCUUUUUUCUUCGCAGAUGUUUUCUUCAGUGUGACUGAAAACAUGGUUUUUAAUUUCAUUUCUAAACCUGUAUUUGAAGCACCUAUUUUUAAGAAGCAUUCAGAGGCUGACUCUCUAACUCCAUCUUUUGCCCUAAUAUGUAAUUAUUUUAGGUCUAGCCCUAAAGCAACUCUAUUUUAAAAAAGCUUUCUGAAGUUGUUCUGAGAUUUGCUUCAAAAAAUAAUUGGUAGUAAAUAUAAAUAUAAAUUUGAUAAAUUUAUUUAUUUAACAUUUAAUAAUUACAAAAAUGCUUUGAGAAUUAUGAGAUUUUUUUUGCUGUUUUGAAAACAAAUAGUAAUUGUUUUGAAGAUUUGGACACAAUUAUUAGGAUUAUGAUAUCUCCUAUCUAUAUGAUAGGAUUAUUUUUAGUCCUCAACCAAAAAUCAGAAGAUGGAUUAAUGCCCUUUGUUAAAUUAAUGGAGUGAAGUAAAGUGUUUUUAUUUUUAGCUAAGACCAGAUUUUCAAAGUUUAGUGAAAGAUGAUUUGGUUUUGAUGUGAGAAAGCACGCAGAUAACUAAUGGUGUAUAACACCUGCCAGGUUCUGGAUAGUUCCAUGCAGAGAUCAUGGAUGUGGAGUUUUCAUCUGUGCACCAGCUUUGAACAUCUGGCCUUCACAAAACUUCAGGGUGGCUUAGCGUGUUUUUUUUUUUUUUUAAAAAAAAAAAAAAAAAAAAAAAAAAAAAAAGCAUGGUGUUUUCAAAUGAUCACAUAAUGCCUUCCUGCUGAACACCAUCUGCUUUGUACUAACAAAUGUGUUGAUUAUUAAAUACAUUGAAGAGAUAUGCUCUUGUUUUUCAUGCAGGAGAAGCAUUUCAGUUUAAGCCAAAACAAGCUAACAAACUGCUACAACAGAAUUUUUAUUUGCAGUAAAGUUAGUAUAUUGUACUUUUGUCCCUCUACCAUUAAUGCUAAUUUGAUAGAACUGAAAAAAAUAACAUGUAGAAGAAAAAAUAAAUAUGUACUUUGGUUUUGGGACUAAGCAGUUAUAUACCUUUUCAAGUUCUUUGCAGAGUUCCUGUCACUUCAGUGUUGUGUUUUUGAUGUAGAAGCACAAACUUAGUUUAGAACUAAACAGUGUUUUCUUGUUAAUGCUGUUUUUUCCCUCCCCAUGUAUGUUACUUCUUGAUCCAGAUAACUAAACGUGAAAUUUAUUUCAAAAUUUGGCUUUGUUGUGAUGUCUUGAGUUAUUAAAAAUGUUAAUUUAUAUUUAUAGGAUGCAGUGUGCUCCUUUAAAUUAUGUAAAUUGUAAAAAAUGCUUUAAAAUUGAUUAACCAAGUCAAAUAAAAUUAGGACAAUCUGGA
Messenger RNA from Pseudopodoces humilis (Tibetan ground-tit), 3002 nucleotides. NCBI's taxonomy places the organism in Eukaryota, Metazoa, Chordata, Aves, Passeriformes, Paridae. The record is from RefSeq and is a predicted model, not a curated record.